Molecule: messenger RNA, 582 nt
Organism: Rotaria socialis
Lineage: Eukaryota; Metazoa; Rotifera; Eurotatoria; Philodinida; Philodinidae
Source: the annotation of a GenBank genome assembly
AUGGCUACAAAUAAAAUACCUGAAGUCAAAUCACCAGUUGAACAAACAAAGGAACUUGCUGAAGCAUUAACUGAGUUUGAAUUAAACCAUGGUGUCAUAAGUGCAGAUAAUCAAACUAAAGAAGUAUCAGCAGUUGAUAAAUUUAAACACAGACUUGAACGUUUUGGAAAAAUAUCACCUGAAGCAAAACAAAUCUCCCGUGCGUUACGUUUUGGUACAUCCCAUGAAGCAAUUGAAGGUACAGCUAAAAAGCGACGUUUAGAAAGAUUCGGAGUUGUUCCUAAUUCUGAAAAAGAUACACAGCAGAAGAAACGUCAACGCGCUGAUCGUUUUCAUUUGACUAAUACAAAGUCAACUGUCGAUGAAGAUACAAAGAGGAAGCGUAUCGAUCGUUUUGGCCUUGUAACGUCAUUGACAACGGCUACUACUGGAAAAUCACCAUCAACAACUUCAACAGUGCCUGAUGCAAUUAAGAAACGAGCUGAACGUUUUGGAGAUAUAUCUCAAGUAGCCAAAACCAAUACAAUAAAUGAACAAAAACUUAAACGUAUUGAACGAUUUACACCAAAGCCAAAUACUUAA